UUCGACAAAACAAACAUGUCAGCGAUAACAAUAAGCAGAGUACUUUUGCUUGAUUGUUUCUUUUAAAUAAUUUUACUGAGAAAAUAGCCGAAUAUAGGUAGACUUCACAAUCUUCACAAUGCCUUGGUUUUUUCCAUGGCCAGAUUAUAUAAAAAAGAAAGCGUGUAGGUACCUAUUACAGCAUUAUGUUGGGAGUUUUCUUGAGGAAAAGUUGACGCUUGAUCAACUCAGUGUAGAUUUGUAUAAUGGAACUGGUACAGUAACUGACGUUCGUCUUGAUGUUUGGGCGUUAAAUGAGCUACUGAACAAUGCGAAUGCCCCAGUAGAGAUUCGUGAUGGAGUGAUUGGAAGUAUAACAGUAUCAAUACCAUGGAAGGCACUGCUUACAGCAAACAGCAAGGUUGAGGUUAAAGGGAUGACUAUUACUCUUCAGCCAAAAUACAGGAGUGAAACGGAUGCAGCAUUUGGGAACUCUGUUAACUCUAUGUGGAGCAGCAUGAGUAUGACAAACAGUAUGCAACUUGCCCAGGAAUGCUUGAAACAGGAUCCCUCAGAAGGCGAGCAGCAGGCAGAGGACACUAAGCCUUUAGAGGGCCUAGAGAUGUUUGCCCAGACUAUUGAAUCAGUCUUAACAAGAGUGGAAGUGUCUCUUACUGACACUUGUAUUAGACUGGAACAUUUGCCAUUGAAAUCUUCAUCUGGAAUUGCAGCAGAAAUUAGAAUACAAAGAAUCAACUACUUUGAUGAUGUGGCUAAAGACAUGUCUGACCAAGGAAGUAGUGUCGACCCAGGGAUGCCAAAGAGAUUCGAACCAGCUGCUGUAGCAGUCAAGAACCUACAGAUGUUUGGUCUUACUGUGCAUUGUGAAGAAUUUUCAGAGGAAAGAAGAGAAUCGUCAGAGAGCACAAGUGAACCUCUUCAGUCACCACAGCCAUUUGAAUCUCUAGCUUACUCACCUCCAAUGCCGCCACAGCAUCAGCAGAUGGAGAGAGGAAUCUCAGCAAAACCGCCAACACAGGACAAGCCCAUGCUGGAAUCGGCAGUCAUUGGUAGUUGUACAGGGAAGCAGGAGCUGAAGAUUAAAAUAAAGCAGAAUGAAGCACUGAGUGGACCAAAGGCUGAAGUGGAGUGUUUCUUGGGAUCAAUGAAUUGGUUCUUCUCACCAAAGCAGAUCAACUUCUUGACAGAGCUUCUAAAUGGGUUCAGUACUCCUGCUUCCUCAUCUUCAAACACACAGAACAAGCCUAUGGCAUAUGAAGACUACAGGAGGGUAGAGACAGCCCUCCAAGAGCAGAUUACGCCUAGCUACGGUGAAAGGAUACGCAGAGAGCCAUGGGGGUUAGAUGAUGAUUCACAAAUGUUUAUGGGCCAAUCUCUAGUUUCAGAAUCGAGUGACAUGUUCUUGUCAAUGACGCAUAGUGCGAUGUCAAUAUCAACUCAAAGCUUAGAUAUGGAAUCCUCGUUCAGUAGCAAUGUUAGUGCGACCUCUACGGACACGUCUAAAACAGGUUGUAGCAGUUUAGCAAGGUUGGGGUAUGGUGGGCCAUACUUUAGACCCCACCUCGCUAAUCCUUACAGCUCCCACUCCACGUCUAAGGCAUCUUCAAAACGCAAGAAAAGGACAUCUGGAGAAUAUGGAAAUGAUUCGACUGCCGAGGUGACUCACUAUAAACUUCGCUUUGCUAGUAUGUCAGUCACAAUAUUACAUGAAGAUCCAGCAUCCACCCCUAUACACAUAAUGGAAGAGUCCACAAGCACUAAGCUUCAGGAGAUGUCCAAGAAUUUCUUUGAUGAGCUUCAGAUGGGCUACGGAAUGAAAGAUUCUGCUGAAUGGAAGAAGAACUUCGCUGCUGCAUGCCCUUAUGACCAUCUCAGACUGGUAGCAGCACCCUGUAACGUGGAGCUUGAAAGAAAGCAAAUUAACUCAGUGACGCACAACACUGCUGAGCUGUCCCUAGGUACACUGCAGCUACUUGAAUGUCUAUUCAACAACCACAAGACAGAUGUAUCCAUGAAGGGGGGUGGGGAUUUGCAGCCAGACCACACUGAGAUUCUUACAUUUGAUCAGCUGGAUUCUAACUUAAGUGGCAAGACUUACUCUGAAUUUACAGGAAAGUCAACAUCAGCUGUACGUAUUAAGAUUGAAUCUAAAGAUCGCACGGACAAUAGCAUUGGUCACCGUGCUAGUAAACAGAAAAUGAAAAUUGAGGUUGAGCUUGGCGAGUUGACCUGUGAACUCGAUGUGACCAUCGUAGAUCGUCUGUAUAGUCUGCUCCAUCCCCAAGCUUUUUCAGAUUUCCAACAGGGAGGUCACAUGACUUUUAAAUCCAUGUAUACAUCAACUAAUAUGAAACAAGCUUGCUUUAAACAAGCCAUGGACGAUGAUACAACAAACUCAGCAUACCACAUCGAUAUAAAUGCUACCUGUCCGCAGGCCACUGUCAAACUAAGAUUCCCCUGCCCAGACUUCCGCCCCCUGACUGAUAUUGAACGCAGCCCCUGGUGGAAGAAGUCUGUGCGGCAAGAAGUUUUGUUUGUAGAACUUGCAGAUGUUGAUUUAUCGACAACUCUAGACAGCGACAACCUCGAGAAGAAGUUCAUUUUACGAAGUCGUCAAGUGGAUGGUAAGUUUCAGAUGAAUCCAAGUGAAGCACCAGUAUCAUUCUUUAAGGCCAACAGUGCCAAGUCAGAUCGUAGCCAAAGUGAAAACAAGGAAUUUGAUUGGCCGAGUUUGGUUAUAAUGAUUCACCCUCCAAACCAAACAUCAGUGUUUGACCAGGAUCAGGAACCUUCUCUAGAUUCAACACCAAUGAAUUCAUUUGAGAGCGUUUAUGUUCAAAAGCCAGUGGAGCCAUCACCGUUUUCAUCAAGGAACGUCAUGUAUGAGAGCGAUCAGAUGGUGAUACCAGGAGAUGAUGACGAAAUUCGCGAUUUCAUUGAAAAGUCAAAUCAAGACUCGCAACUUAUUCUAGAAAUCAACUUACCAGUGGUCAACAUCCUGGUUCCUAAUAAUGAGUUCCUUAAUAAUAUUUAUAACAGAUUGUGUACGGAUCUGUUGCUAUGGCAACCAACUGCCCCUACUCCCACUGAAACCAGUGCAGAUGUUUUCCAGAGUGUAAUCGGAUUUGAUCUAGCAACUCCAUUGUCGUCUUAUCCAGAUACAACUCAGCCUUUUAGAAAUUGCAAAUCAUUCAAAAAUCAAGAUUGGGAGUCAGAUGAUGAGGAUGAUGAUGAUAUAUUUCAAACAAUGCAGGAGGCAUCAAUCCGGAGGAAGCAACGGCAACAGCAAGGACCAAGAAACUCCUCAAACUACUUAGCAUUAACGUUGAGUGUUGGCCAUGGAAGACUCACUAUACACACACCAAUCCAGAAUGAAGAUGAUGAAGAUAUAAAUGAUUGCCAUGGCGAAGUGAUGUUUGAAAUUGAGGAUGGAAACCUGUUUGUUGUGAAUGAAUACAAAGGUGAUAAGGAUCUGACGUACCUGUGUAUCCAAGGAAAGCGAUAUGUACUUUACCAUGCUGCUGAAGUUGAAAACUGCCUUCUAGAGGGUUCUCUCGAGCCACUUUCUUGUAUGGUUCCAAAAUAUCUUAAAAAGUGUCUUUAUCUGUCAGAUGACAGAGUAGCUAAUAAAUAUGAUGACAAUAAAAAUAGCAAUAUGCUCUCUGUAGCAGUCAAGAUGGCUGUAGAACCUGACAAGAAUGUUAAGAGUAUUGUAUGUGCCGUCGGUGUACGUUCAACAACAUUACGUCACUACGUCACUAAACCUGAACAGAGCUGGAUUGCCCAAGUUGGUGCCAUGUUUGACCUCUUAGAUGACACAGUGCCUGGAUUCACAUUUCCCAGGGUAGUCACAGAGCUGCAUGUACAUUUCUGGGAAUGUGGUAUUGAUUAUAGGCCAAUUCACCUUCCAGUAAGCUCAUUCAUCACCCUGUCCUCAUUUAGUAUAAGCAGUACAUUGGUGUAUGAGGCUAAGCAGUCUUUACUUAGGUUUAUAGUAGAUGAUGCCGCAUUGUUUCUCUCGGAUAAGUGCAAUGAAGGGGUUAUUGACCUCAAGAAAAAUUUUGUCUGUGUUAUGGAAAUGGGAUCAUUUGAACUCUCUUUAAAAAUGAAUGUUAACAAAGAAAAAAAUCCUCAAAUUGAAUUUUCUGCAUCCAAUAAUGUUUUCCAUAUAAGGACGUGUGCAGAUUCCUUCAGUGCAUUGAUUAAGUUGAUAUUGUAUCUAGCUAAUGAUGGUGAUUUGAUUUGCAGUGAGACAGUUGAUCUCCAGGCAUCGGAUAUAGGCGUAUCUGAGCCUACUAGUUUACAGAAGCCUGCCAGUAGUAACAGUCCAGUAUGUCAGGCCAACCAUUAUGAUCAGAUGCAUAAUAUGAUGGAGGAGGCUAUGAAGGAUGUGAAUGGAUCCAGUAUAAUGGAAUCAAUGACCAAAGGAGAGACCAAUAUUGCUACUACCAUGGAGGAUUCUUCAAUUGAAUUGUACUACUUCCCAGAUGAGAACAACUCCAUUAGGAGUGAUGAUUUUCCUAAUGAACACACUGAGAAUGGGAGCUUCCCAACUGGAGCAAUGGGAACAGGUGGUCGCAAAAGGAGUGAGGGGGAUGACUCUGAUUUAUUUGAUGAUGACGAGUUCUGCAUAUUAGAUGAACCUGGAACUGGAUUCAGGCCCCGGGACGAUGAACCAGAAGUGAAGGUCAGGACAGAGAAAGUAAUUAGGAUAAUUAAUGAUCAUUUUAAACGACCAUUGGAGAAAGCUGAUCAGUUGAAAAGUCCUGACAACUUUCCUCCUGCUCUCAAAAGGUUCACACUAAAGGAAAUGACGAUUGUUUGGCAGAUGUAUGGCGGGAAGGACUUCGGUUCCGCAAGAGCUCAACCAUUUGGAAGUUCUUCUUCAUUGAACGAUAAAAGCAGUCCUGUAUCUCAUGGUCGUAACUCCUUCUCAUCACCAUCCCCCUCACGGUCAAGCAGUCGAUGGCAAGCGCAAGGGGGAUGUGGAAGGGAUGAGGACAUUCUCAUGGAAUUGCAACUCAACAAGGUGCGCUUUCAACAUGAAGAGUAUGUUAGAAGCAAGGAUACAAAGCAGUGUUCCCGUCAAAUCUUACUAAUAAACGAUGUUGAAAUUCGAGACAGACUCGUCCAAUCACAAAUCAAUAAAUUCCUGUAUCAAUAUUCCUCCGAAUCGAGACCAAAGAGAACUCAUGCCAAUAUGGUCCUCAUUAAGGCAGUCCACCUGCAUCCAGAUCCAGAUCUAUCAGCUGAAGAGUGUUGCUUAAAGAUCUCGAUUCAACCAUUAAGACUCAACGUCGAUCAAGAUGCUUUGUUUUUCCUGCGUGAUUUCUUCACAGAGGUUUCCAGUGAUGUCAGCCGGAUGAACUUUCCUCAAGAUUCAGACACAAUAUCAAAUUCAACGAGUACAACUUCCAUUGGAGGGGAUGCGGCAUUACUCGAGACUGGGCUUCCUCCAUCGGAGGCUGGAAACCAUGGUACUUCAGAAUCUUUGUUUUCCUCCAGAACAUCCUGCAUAUCGUCUGCCUCAAGCCAGAAUAGUGACGUCAGCAACACCAGUUCCAGAGGAUCCAUUCCACCUAUAUACUUCAGAUCUUUGGAAUUUUCUCCCGCUGUUCCAAUCCGUUUAGAUUAUCAGGGCAAGAGAGUUACCAUGGAGCAGGGAACAUUUAUUGGGUUGUUGGUCGGUCUUGCCCAGUUGAAUUGCUCAGAACUGACAUUAAAGAGAAUCCACUAUCGUCAUGGACUGCUUGGUGUGGAUAAACUGCUCCUGCACCUCAUUAAUGAAUGGGCACAAGAUAUAAAGAAAUCACAACUACCUAGUAUCCUAGGUGGAGUUGGCCCCAUGCACUCUUUUGUCCAACUUGUUCAAGGAGUAGUAGAUCUGGUGCGAUUGCCCAUUGAACAAUACAAGAAAGAUGGACGCAUAAUGCGGGGCCUACAGCGUGGUGCUAACUCAUUUGGAACAAGUACAGCAAUGGCUGCAGUGGAACUUACAAACAAAUGUGUUCAAGCUUUGCAAAGUGUUGCCGAAAUGACAUAUGAUAUGGUAUCACCUGGGCCAAGUGUGGUGUCCCACAGGGCAAUAACGGCCGCAAAUGGCACCCAGUACCGAAUGGCCAAGCAACCUGCAGACCUCCGAGAAGGAAUGACAAAUGCCCUGAAUGUUGUCAGACAGGGCCUUGGAAACACUGCUACUACACUUGUACAAGUCGCUAAAGAGGAGCAUUCCCAUAAAGGGAUAUCUGGUGCCGUUGGGGGCAUGCUUCGUCAAGUACCCCCCACAAUGAUCAAGCCUUUAAUACUAGCGACUGAGGCAACCUCAAACGUACUGGGAGGGAUGAGGAACCAGAUGCAACCGGAUGCGCGGAAAGAAGAUGCAGAAAAAUGGAAAACACAAGCGACAAUCUAACAUGGAAACAAAUAUGCAGUUGUGUAUAUUUUAUGUAUGCAAUCUAUAUGUACAGUAUGUAUAUAAUGUGUAUAUAUGUAUGUGUGUGUAUAUAUAUAUAUAUAUAUAUACAUAUAUAUAUAUUAUAUGCAUGGUUUUACUGAGACACAUUGUACUGUAUAUUUAACCAUUUGGGAUGUGAAUAAAAAAUGUUUCUGCAUAUCCCUUUUGGGGUAGCAUGUGCAUGUAGGUAGAUGUUUUUAAUAAUUAAAUAAAUUAUUAACCAAAUUAAAGCUACAAUAUAUAAUCAAGAUAUAAUUAAUAUAUAUUUGAAAGAAGUUUUCAUUAGCUUUCUUCAGUAAAAUCUUUUCUUGAGUUUUUGGAUCGCAAGUUACAAUUUUUCAGUAAUCAUCUACAAUCGUUUUGUCCUCUGAGACUGCGUGUGAACAAAAUUGCGAGUAUUAAUUUUAUCAUCAAUAUUAUGCGUUUGUUUGGUUUUUAUUAUCAAUAAGUUUAAUAAUAUUACUAGUAAAGCAAAAUAAUCUACUUAAUAAUAGUUGGAUCUGGAAUUGUUUCCAAAUUACUAGACACACUGAAUCACAUAUUAAACGGAUUGGGUGGGAGUUCUUUUUUAAUUUUUUUUCCAAGAUUCUAGGAGAAUAAAAGAAAUUAAUCACUAAUCUGUAAUGAUUCAUGUAUUAAUUUAUAAUUGUAUUAAUGUUUAUUAUUUAUUCAAAGUGACUGUCACAUACUGAUAAUGACGUCACAUGCACAAUGCAUGCUAAUGGCAGCUCUUAAUCAAUCAAUUUACAAUUAAUGGACCUUUCCACUAAGCCCCGCUCCUUGGAUAUUGUUGCUAAGGUCCCACAAAAACGACAGUGCGUAAAAACAUACGCAAACGCGUGCGUUUGUAGGACAGCACAUGUUUUGAGACGCGCGCGUACUCCUAGCGCGGUUUUGAUUGGUCAGUUGUUAAGUUUGACUGACACUCCGGAAAGGUCUAUUGACUAUGUACUGACAAAAAUAAAAGGACAAUGUAAACAUUUUUUUUUUAACUUGCUUCUUGUUCCCUCAUUCAUUCUUUUUUUUUUUUGGCUGCCUCCAUAUUUUUACUUUCAUAAUUAUGCCAAAAUACCCAGUAAAUCCUGCAGGUAAGCAAAGAACCUUAUAAGCAAUUAGUAUCCAAGUGUAUAUUUUUACCGGCUAUAACUCGAGUUUGCCUAUCUUUAAACACUGUGAAAACGAUUAGGCGUUUUGCUGGGUGAAUACUGCCUUGAUAUUUAUUUGGCUUAAGGAGACGAACCAGCGCAUGUAGUGGAUUACACUGAGUGCAAUUACUUGAGGCCGUGUAAAUAAAUGAUAAGAUAUAUGAUGAAUUUUA
This is a messenger RNA of Anneissia japonica, 7772 nucleotides long. Its product is annotated as autophagy-related protein 2 homolog A-like. Lineage: Eukaryota; Metazoa; Echinodermata; Crinoidea; Comatulida; Comatulidae. The record is from RefSeq and is a predicted model, not a curated record. Bases 119 to 6412 code for a protein of 2097 amino acids. Gene Ontology annotation, biological process: autophagosome assembly; piecemeal microautophagy of the nucleus; autophagy of mitochondrion. Gene Ontology annotation, molecular function: phosphatidylinositol-3-phosphate binding. The transcript has 41 exons. Gene Ontology annotation, cellular component: extrinsic component of membrane; phagophore assembly site.